AUGAUUUCGUCAAUUUCAUGGAUACCAAAAGGAGUAUCAAAACCAGUUCUCUUGGUAGACGAUCCUUCUCAAGAAGAGGAUCUUGAAGAAAAUAUCCCUCUCCAAUCAAGUGAGAGUACGAAUAAAGAUGAAGAUGUGGUGGAUUUGAAGUCAUUGCCAGUAAAUAAUGUAGUAUGUGACAACGUAAUCCAAGGCUUGAAAGACCUCCACAUGGAACGUUAUGAUGAUGAGGAUGAAACCAGUGAUGAUCUGUACUAUCCACACAACAACAUGGAUCCAUAUCUCAAAGAUCAAAAUGAUUCUGAUUCUGAGGAACUUGAAAACAUGACCAUUUAUCCAACCGAUUCUGUCAUUGUUUGUGCACGUACUCGAGUAGAAAAGGUUGAAGGUAGUGAUAACGAGGAUAGUUUUGGUGUUGUUGAGGUUUGGAUACGUGAGGAUAGAGAAAAGAACAUGUAUCUUCACCAUGUCAUUGAAAUUUCAGCAUUGCCACUUUGCACAGCUUGGCUUGAUUGUCCCCUUCAAGGAGGAGAGAGAGGGAACUUCUUAGCUGUUGGUUCAAUGGAACCUAAUAUUGAAAUUUUUAACCUUGACGUUAUUACAAGGGAUGGAAAGGGAAAGCCAUGUAUGGUGUUGGGUAGCACUGAAGAUGUGAAAAAGAAAGGAAAAAAGAAACCAACCAAAUACAAAAACGAUGGCCACAGUGACUCUGUACUUGGUCUUGCAUGGAACAAAGAGUACAGGAAUAUAAUUGCAAGUGCCAGUGCUGACACGAAAGUGAAGAUUUGGGAUAUGGUCAGUGGGAAGUGUGAAAUUACGAUGACGGAUCACACAGACAAGGUUCAAGCUGUUGCUUGGAAUCACCAUUCACCAUGGGUUCUUCUUACUGGUUCGUUUGAUCAUAAUGUUUUUGUGAAGGACGGGAGGGCCCCAUCACAUGAUGGUUGUAAGUGGAAACUCAAUGCUAAAGUAGAGAGCUUGGCAUGGGAUCCACACUCUGAGCACUCUUUUGUGGUGAGUCUUGAAAAUGGUAAUGUUAAAUUGAUUGAUGUUCGGACUGCCCAGUCAGAUUCCGGAUCUGAGUUCAAUGCUAAUGAACAUGGCAAAGCUGUUACAUCAGUAUCCUACAAUCUGUCAGCUCCUAAUCUUCUCGCUACUGGAUCGGAGGACGAAACGGUAAAGCUUUGGGAUUUGUCACACAACCAACCUUCUUGUGUGGCCUCUUAUUCUCCAAGAGUAGGACCUGUCUAUUCUGUUUCAUUCUCUGAAGACAACCCUUUUUUGUUGGCUAUAGGAGGCUCAAAGGGAGAUUUACGAGUAUGGGACACUCAAUCGUAUUCUGGAAUUUCUGAAAAAUAUGGGAACUACAUGAAGUAAUUGAACUAUGGAUCAAAUACUCAUUGAAUGCUGAAUGGAAAAGAAAGAUCAAACGACAAGAAAAAAAAAGAGAAAUUUUAUGGAACCCUUAUCAUUUGUAUGGCUCAGAAAGUUUCAUUCGUUCAACUAUUUGUCUUGAUUAUCAUUCGUUUUUCAUUCCGUUUGAUUACAU
Molecule: messenger RNA, 1549 nt
Organism: Vigna radiata var. radiata (mung bean)
Lineage: Eukaryota; Viridiplantae; Streptophyta; Magnoliopsida; Fabales; Fabaceae
Exons: 14
Coding region: 1-1377 (458 amino acids)
Biological process (GO): rRNA processing
Cellular component (GO): nucleus
Molecular function (GO): protein binding
Source: RefSeq, a predicted model, not a curated record